AUGUCCAAAAUCCUCACUGUCUUUGGUGCCACCGGCAACCAAGGUGGCUCAGUUAUCAGAGCUAUUCUAGCCGACCCUGUUCUCUCUAAGAGUUGGAAGAUUCGCGGCGUCACCCGCGAUACCAGCAAGCCCGCGGCAAAAAAGCUCGCCCAAGAUGGCGUCGAGGUCGUUUCCGCCAACAUGUCCUCAGUCGAGGCAGCUCUCCCAGCGGUUACUGGAGCCCAUACUGUGUUCUUGGUUACCAACUUCUGGGAAUCCAUGAACAAGGAUACCGAAGUCAACCAAGGCAAGGCUGUUACUGAUGCUUGCAAGCAAGCCGGCGUGAAGCAUCUCAUUUUCUCAUCACUCAGGAAUGUCACGGAGAUCAGCAAUGGUCGUUUGCCCAAUGUGACCCAUUUUGAUGGCAAGGCUGAAGUUGAGUCUUAUAUCCGGGCUAGUGGGGUCCCUGGCACCUUUGUCCUUCCUGGUCUGUUCAUGUCGAACUUUUUCCAGUUUUUCAACAAGCAGGACGAUACAUACACCCUUGCUUGGCCCGUCAACCUGGACAAGACUCAGGUUCCCCUUUUUGAUGCUGCAAGUGAUACCGGCAAAUUUGUCAAAGCGGCCAUAAAGCACUAUCCAUCUUCCGUCAACCAGCGAAUUCUCGCUGCUACUGAUUAUUACUCGCCGGAGAGGAUUGUUAAUGAGUUUAAGGAGGCCACAGGCUACCAGGCUCAGGCAGUACAAAUUCCUGGAGACGUGUUCAAAUCAUUUUUGCCCCCCGCAGUUGCACAGGAAAUGUUGGAAAACAUCAUGUUGCUUGAAGACCCCGGUUAUUAUGCUGGUGAACCCUUAUCACCUUCUCUCGCUCUGGUAGACGAGAAACCUACCGAGUGGAAGGACUAUGUAAUUAGCAACAAGGAAAAGUUUUAG
This is a messenger RNA of Talaromyces amestolkiae, 912 nucleotides long. RefSeq lists its product as uncharacterized. Lineage: Eukaryota; Fungi; Ascomycota; Eurotiomycetes; Eurotiales; Trichocomaceae. The record is from RefSeq and is a predicted model, not a curated record. The coding region runs from base 1 to 912 and encodes 303 amino acids. The transcript has 3 exons.